UUCCUCAAUACAGAGAUGUCUUGUUUUCGCGGCGAUCCCAACUUCUGUCCAGAGUGUGGGAAUGUUCUUCCUCUACCAGGGCUUCUAAACGCCGUGCGGUGUCCCCGCUGUUCCUUCUCCAUCGCUGUAUCGGAGUUUUCAGGUCGGGAAAUUCGCUCAACUGUUGUCUUUAAUCCAUUGGACAAGUCCUCUCUGGUUCAAGAGGAUAGCGAUGAGUCUAAAAUGAAGGGUCCUGUGAUCGACAGACGUUGUUCCCGCUGCAAUAAAGAAGGCAUGAUUUAUCACACCAGGCAAAUGAGAUCUGCAGACGAAGGCCAGACCGUCUUCUUCACUUGUGUACACUGCAGGUUUCAAGAGAAGGAAGACUCCUGA
This is a messenger RNA of Nerophis lumbriciformis (worm pipefish), 372 nucleotides long. The record is from RefSeq and is a predicted model, not a curated record. NCBI's taxonomy places the organism in Eukaryota, Metazoa, Chordata, Actinopteri, Syngnathiformes, Syngnathidae.